Molecule: messenger RNA, 2624 nt
Organism: Papaver somniferum (opium poppy)
Lineage: Eukaryota; Viridiplantae; Streptophyta; Magnoliopsida; Ranunculales; Papaveraceae
Product: peroxisomal fatty acid beta-oxidation multifunctional protein AIM1-like
Exons: 17
Coding region: 77-2263 (728 amino acids)
Biological process (GO): fatty acid beta-oxidation
Cellular component (GO): peroxisome
Molecular function (GO): (3S)-3-hydroxyacyl-CoA dehydrogenase (NAD+) activity; NAD+ binding
Source: RefSeq, a predicted model, not a curated record
AUUUUUUCCGAUGGAAUAUAAUAAUUUCUGAAACUCUUUUUUUUUUUUUUUUUCUUUGACUAAUUUGGGGGAAAAAAUGCCAAUGCCAAUGGCGAAAAAGAAAAGUGGUGUUACUAUGGAAGUUGGAAGUGAUGGUGUUGCUGUAAUCAAGUUUACAAAUCCUCCUGUUAAUGCAUUAUCAUACAAGAUUAUAGAAGAAUUGAAGGAGAGAUAUGUGGAGGCAAUGAAUAGAAAUUAUGUUAAAGCUGUAGUUCUGACCGGUGAAGGUGGGAAAUUUUGCGGUGGUUUCGAUAUCAAUGCAUUCGCGAAGGAAAAAAAGACUGAGGAUAAUUCUGGCAAUCCUGAUGAACAAUCUUUGGUUAACACAAUUGAAGAGGCGAAAAAGCCAUCAGUUGCUGCUAUUGAAGGGCUUGCACUUGGAGGUGGUUUAGAAUUGGCAAUGGGAUGUCAUGCACGAAUUGCAACACCAAGAGUUCAGCUUGGCUUGCCAGAGCUCACACUUGGAAUUAUUCCUGGGAUGGGAGGAACCCAACGUCUUCCGAGGUUGGUAGGGACAUCAAAAGCUAUUGAAAUGAUGUUGACGUCGAAGGCAAUAAUGUCUGAAGAAGGAAAGAAACUUGGUCUUAUUGAUGCUGUUGUAUCUAAAGAGGAGUUGCUGAAAGUAGCAAGACGCUGGGCUUUGGACAUUUCCGAGAGGCGUAAACCAUGGAUAUCGUCUCUCCAAAGGACGGAUAAACUUGGUUCUUUGGCUGAAGCGCGUCAAGUAAUACAAGUUGCCAGAGAACAAUCUAGGAGGACCGCUCCUAAUAUGCCUCAGCACCAAGCUUGCCUUGAUGCUGUCGAGGAGGGCGUUCUGUUUGGAGGAUAUUCUGGUCUUUUGAAGGAGAAGGAACUAACUAAUCCAAAUGUUUUAUACACUUCGAAAAGUCUAGUCCAUUUCUUUUUUGCCCAGCGUGCAAUAUCCAAGGUCCCCAAUGUGACUGAUGUUGGACUCAAACCAAGGCAUAUGAAGAAAGUUGCUGUUAUUGGUGGGGGGUUGAUGGGUUCAGGAAUUGCCACCGCCCUUGUCUUAAGCAAUAUAUUUGUUGUUCUCAAGGAAAUCAAUACCGAGUACCUUCAGAAGGGAAUUAAAGCAAUAGAAGCAAAUCUCAGAAGUCUGCUUGCCAGAGGAAAAAUAACAGAAGAUAAGGUGAUGAAUGCCCUCUCAAUCCUUAGUGGCGUGCUGGACUACUCAGAAUUUAAACAUGUUGAUCUGGUGAUAGAGGCUGUUAUUGAGAGUGUUCCAUUGAAGCAAUCAAUUUUUCAUGAACUCGAGAAGGUCUGUUCUCAAAACUGCAUAUUGGCAACGAAUACAUCUACCAUCGAUCUUAAUAUAAUUGGGGAAAAGACAACUUCUCAAGAUCGCAUUGUGGGGGCACAUUUUUUCAGUCCUGCUCAUGUGAUGCCUCUGUUGGAAAUCGUCCGUACAGAUAAGACUUCUGCCCAAGUAAUUCUUGAUCUCAUGACAGUUGGAAAGGCCAUAAAGAAAGUACCUGUAAUAGUGGAGAACUGUACCGGCUUUGCAGUUAACCGUACUUUCUUCCCAUAUGUACAAGGGGCACAUAUUUUGGUACACCUGGGUGUGGAUUUGUUCAGGAUUGACAGAUUGGUCAGAGAGUUCGGCAUUCCCAUUGGACCUUUCCAACUUCAGGACGUGGCUGGAUAUGGAAUAGGAAUUGCCGCUGGUAAAGUCUUAGCCUCUGCCUUCGGAGAUCGGAUGUUCAAGAGCCCACUAACUGAACUUUUAAUGAAAGACGGGAGAAAUGGUAAACUAAAUGGUAAAGGAUACUACACAUAUGAAAAGGGAAGCAAGCCAAAACCCGAUCCAACCGUACUUCCAAUCAUUGAGAAGUCUAGAAAGCUUGCUAAUAUUAUGCCUGGUGGAAAGCCUGUAUCUUUGAGUGAUCAAGAGAUUGUGGAGAUGAUAAUGUUUCCCGUAGUGAAUGAAGCAUGUCGUGUUAUGGAAGAAGGAAUUGUGCUCCGAGCAUCAGAUCUUGAUGUUGCAUCUAUUCUGGGAAUGAGUUUCCCUUCUUACCGUGGUGGUCUUAUAUUUUGGGCCGAUUCAGUUGGAGCUACACAUAUAUAUUCAAGUCUCAAAAAAUGGUCAGAAGCAUAUGGAAACUUCUUCAGACCAUCAAAGUUUUUGGAAGAAACAGCAAGAGAAGGAAUUCCUUUGAGUGUCCCUGUCUCAACAUCUCAAACUGGCCCCAAGUCGCGUUUAUAAGUGUAAGUGUGCAACUAUUCCAACAACCGGCAAAUCACUAGUAACAUCAAAGGAGCUGCAGGAGUGGUUGCUCUUCUCCACAUUGUAGAGAUGUCGCCUAGUUCUUGCUCUAGUCUAGCGGGGUUUUUGUUUUUGUUUUUUAAUCAUUAUUUUAAAAACGUUUUUAAGAGAAAAAGACAAAAGAAAAAAAUAUAUAAUACAGGUAAGAAAAGACAAAAAUAAAGAGGAUGAGCCCCUCUCUUUGCAGAGCUUGUUCAAUCCGAAAUUUCUCAGUACCAGUAGUUAAAUGAUCAUAACCUGGCAUAUUCUUAAUGCCGGGUACCUGACUCCACAAUAACAUAUUUUAGUUCUGUUUUUGGCC